Messenger RNA from Oryza sativa Japonica Group (Japanese rice), 1013 nucleotides. Lineage: Eukaryota; Viridiplantae; Streptophyta; Magnoliopsida; Poales; Poaceae. The record is from RefSeq and is a predicted model, not a curated record.
AGGUGGUGGAGAAGGUGUGCGAGAGUGUGGGUCGGUCGCGAUGCCGUCGUCGUCAUCGCCGGCGGCGGCGGCGGCGGGGGAGGGAUCAGGCAGGAAGAAGGCGGCGGGGCGCCGGCUGGCCGGCGUGAUGCUGCUGCUCCGGCUGGCGUCGCUGUGCUUCGCGGUGGCCGCGGCCGCGUUCGCCGCGACGGACGGCGCUGCGCUCCGGGCCGCGCCGUUCAGGUUCCUGCUCGCUGCGAACGCCAUCGUGGCGGUUUACUCGGCGUUCGAGGUCGCCGCGGCGGCGUGGGAGGUGGCCGGCGGCGCCACGCUCCUUCCCGAGGCCAUGCAGCUCUGGUUCGACUUCGGCCACGACCAAGGGUUCGGGUACAUGGCGCUGGCGGCUGCGGCGGCGGCGGCGCGGGAGGCGGCGACGUGCGGAUCACACGGCGGCGGCACGGCGUGCGUGCAGGGGGACAUCGCGGUGGGGCUCGGGUUCGCGGGGUUCGCGGCGGUGGCGGCGGCGGCGGCGGCGUCGGGGUACCGCCUCGCCUGCUUCCUCGCCACCGGCUCGCGCUCGCCGGCCUCACCGUCCUCCUCCCCCUACUGACCAAUUCAGUGUACUCCGGUCGCCGGAACAAACACCUCUCGGGCAUGAAAAUCUGCAGUGUCAUGCUCGCCUCGAGCUAGCUAAGCUAGCUUGGACCUUGGAUAGCUCUAGCUGCUUAAUUAAUUAGCGGCCUAGCCUUAAUUAAUUACAGUAUGUGUUAAGCUGCAUGCAAAUCGAUUAGAUAUAUAGUAUCAGAGUGCUAUGUGUAUUUUGUGUGAGUGCUGCUGUUGCAAGUUGCACGAGAAGAGAACUAGCAAAAGAAAUCGAAGAAAAUGAGAAGCUUAUUAAUUAAUUAUAUUAUAUGCAGCAAUCUCAAACAAAACGACCGAUAUCAUCAAUUCGAUUUAUACGUGUGUAACGGUGUGCGCGCAUGUGUAAUUAUAAGAAUGAGUAAAGUGUAUGAAAGGAUAUUCAACUUGUUUAA